Molecule: messenger RNA, 1757 nt
Organism: Poecilia reticulata (guppy)
Lineage: Eukaryota; Metazoa; Chordata; Actinopteri; Cyprinodontiformes; Poeciliidae
Gene: mc4r
Product: melanocortin 4 receptor
Biological process (GO): G protein-coupled receptor signaling pathway
Cellular component (GO): membrane
Molecular function (GO): melanocortin receptor activity
Source: RefSeq, a predicted model, not a curated record
CGUGUGUGUGUGCGUGUGUGUGUGUGUGUGGUACAUAAGCAGAGGGAGAGAAAGUGAGACCAGGAUAAGACCACAGUGGCUGAGAAGUGAUGAUCGGUCACACAGCAAGCCGCUGCGCUCUGACGCUCUGGAUCCGGCUGAUUAUUUUUCACCGUUUCUCCUCCACUUUUCUUCCUCACGUCGUUUCACUGAAACCAGAACAACAGGAUUGUUAUUGCUGCUUGAGGAGGAGCUGAAAGAUGAAAAUGGGAAAAAGAAGCAGCUGAGACUUCAGGACUUGCUGUAACAAAGAGAAGAAGUGAAGAUGAACUCCACGGCUCAGCAAGGCUUGAUCCCAGGCUACCUGAACCGGAGCCUCUGCUUGGGAACUCUGCCGGAGAAAGACGUUUCCGGAGAGGAGAAGGAUUCCUCUGCCGGCUGCUACGAGCAGCUGCUGAUUUCCACCGAGGUCUUCCUCACGUUGGGCAUCAUCAGCCUGCUGGAGAACAUCCUGGUGGUCGCCGCCAUCAUCAAGAACAAGAACCUCCACUCCCCGAUGUACUUCUUCAUCUGCAGCCUGGCGGUCGCCGACAUGCUGGUCAGCGUCUCCAACGCAUCGGAGACCAUCGUCAUAGCGCUGAUCAACGGCGGCAGCCUCACCAUCCCCGUCACGCUCAUCAAAAGCAUGGACAACGUGUUUGACUCCAUGAUCUGCAGCUCUCUGCUCGCCUCCAUCUGCAGCUUGCUCGCCAUCGCCGUCGACCGCUACAUCACCAUCUUCUACGCCCUGCGGUACCACAACAUCGUCACCAUCCAGCGGGCGUUGCUGGUCAUUGCCGGCAUCUGGACGUGCUGCACCGUCUCCGGCAUCCUCUUCAUCAUCUACUCGGAGAGCACCACGGUGCUCAUCUGCCUCAUCACCAUGUUCUUCACCAUGCUGGUCCUCAUGGCGUCGCUCUACGUUCACAUGUUCCUGCUGGCGCGCCUGCACAUGAAGCGCAUCGCCGCCCUGCCGGGCAACGCGCCCAUCCAGCAGCGCGCCAACAUGAAGGGCGCCAUCACCCUCACCAUCCUGCUGGGGGUGUUUGUGGUGUGCUGGGCGCCCUUCUUUCUGCACCUCAUCCUGAUGAUCACCUGCCCCAGGAACCCCUACUGCACCUGCUUCAUGUCCCACUUCAACAUGUACCUCAUCCUCAUCAUGUGCAACUCCGUCAUCGACCCCAUCAUCUACGCCUUCCGCAGCCAGGAGAUGAGGAAGACCUUUAAGGAAAUCUUCUGCUGCUCUCAGGCUCUCUGGUGUAUUAACUUUCUGUGAGACGCUCCAGGUAUUUCAUCUGUAAUCAGUGUGCAGAGCUGCAGGUCUGCAGGAAGAGUGGGGUUGAUUAGACGGUUGGCUAACACACAGGAUUUGUCUGCAUUCAGCAAUGUUGUGACUAAAUGUCAGUUUUGCAGCUGCACAGAUUGAAAAUACUUCAGUAUAUGAUAUAUUUCAAGCACAUUAGACAGCUAAGAAUGAGAUAAGACACUAACUUUGCUACAACUGAGAUUACUUUAUGUCUCCAUUGGUUUCUUGAACAUGGAAGCAUUGAGGUACGACUUUAUAGCAUCAGGAUAAUAACGUUACUCUUAACUGUAAUCAUAACAUCGUAGGGCAAAAAGGCAAAUCAUGACUUAUAAGGUGAUUAUACCUUAUAAGACAACUACAGUGGGCUGCACAGUGGCGCAGUUGGUAGAGCUGUUGCCUUGCAGCAAGAAGGUUCUGAGUUCGAUUCCCAGUC